Rhinocladiella mackenziei CBS 650.93 is the source of this 1134-nucleotide messenger RNA. RefSeq lists its product as uncharacterized. Gene Ontology annotation, cellular component: mitochondrion. The record is from RefSeq and is a predicted model, not a curated record. NCBI's taxonomy places the organism in Eukaryota, Fungi, Ascomycota, Eurotiomycetes, Chaetothyriales, Herpotrichiellaceae. The transcript is spliced from 2 exons. Gene Ontology annotation, biological process: pyrimidine nucleotide import into mitochondrion. Gene Ontology annotation, molecular function: pyrimidine nucleotide transmembrane transporter activity. The coding region runs from base 1 to 1134 and encodes 377 amino acids.
AUGACAUUUCCUGCGGCUUCUCCAAAGCCUUUUCGGGUUACCACGAAAGGAGAAGAAAAUCACAUUCCACAAGCCCGGGAGACUGGGCAAGUGGUUCCAGGGACUCAGAAUGCAAAUGCCACUACGGUGACAAAAGAUGGGCCUGCGACUAAACCGUGGGCUCAUCUUGUUGCGGGAGGGAUUGGUGGCAUGACAGCGGCGGCUUUGACUUCUCCUCUUGAUGUUCUGAAGACCAGAUUGCAAUCAGACUUUUACCAGGCGCAAUUAAAAGCGCUUCACGCUCAACAUCCACUACCACAAAAGACUACCCUCAUCUCACUCCCCCGAUCCGCCUAUUUCCACCUUGCAGAGACCGUUCAGAUCCUACGAUCAAUAUACCAACAUGAAGGAUUUCGGGCGCUUUUCCGUGGCCUAGGGGCAAAUCUGGUUGGCGUGGUUCCCGCACGAAGCAUCAACUUUUAUGUCUAUGGAAAUGGCAAGAGGAUACUGAACAACUACUUCAACCCUGAGGGCCGUGACAAUGUCUGGAGCAUCCACCUCGCGGCAGCAGCCACGGCAGGCAUUGCUACUGGCACUGCGACAAAUCCUAUUUGGUUGGUAAAGACGAGGCUGCAGUUAGACAAGAACAAUGCAAGCAAUAACCCUACACGUGGACGACAAUACAAAAACAGCUGGGACUGUAUCAAACAAACCGUCAGACAUGAAGGGAUAAGAGGACUUUACCGUGGUUUGUCCGCCUCGUAUCUCGGCGUCACCGAAUCAACUAUCCAAUGGGUCUUGUAUGAGCGCUUGAAAUUGUCUCUAGCCAGACGAGAAGCCAAAAGAUUAGCAAUUCCGGGCUACGAACGGACAUGGUUCGAUAAUACAGAGGAGUGGGGAGGAAAAUUCACCGCAGCUGCAGUCGCCAAACUCUUCGCCGCAGUCAUUACCUACCCCCAUGAAGUGGUCAGGACGAGAUUAAGACAAGCGCCCACAACUACCACGGAAACCGGUAAAGUCACCCUCAAGUACACUGGUCUGGUGCAGUGCUUCCGACUGGUGGCCAAAGAGGAAGGUCUUGCGGGGUUGUAUGGAGGCAUGACGCCGCAUUUGCUUCGGACAGUCCCCAGUGCCGCCAUCAUGUUUGGAAUGUGA